AUGAUCCAUCUCGCUGGAUUUUUGAUUUGGCUGGCCAUUAUGUCGCCGCCGCAUUGCCGCCAACAAACAAGCCGGAGAACCAUAGUUUUCUCACAAAUCAGCUUCUUUGUGGCACGUUCCUUUCUCUUUCUCGACGGAGCAUUGCCGCCAGCAAGCCGGAGAACUCAAAUGAAGAUACGGCGACGGAUGGCAGCCUCAGGUGAACAACAACUCCGGAUGGCUUUAUUACCUCCACCGUCAUCGGAUGGCAGCCUCCGGCGAACAACAUAUAUAAAUGAAGAUACGAAGUUGGAAAGAGAGAACUUACCAUUUUCCGACGAACAACGACUCCGAAGACUAUUUUCCGACGAAGACAAUAUAAAUUUAGCUUGGGUGGUUGUGCAGGGAUUCACAUAUGAUGAUAAAGAGGUGCUAACGGGGGAGGGGAAGUCGGCUAUGUUCGAGAGGUGGAGGAGCCACCACAAUUUGGAGAGUAUAAGCGAGAAAGACAAAAAGCUGCAAUACAGCAACUUCAAGGCUAACCUGGAACGCGUUCACUCUACAAACAAGGCCAACAAGCCCUAUAAAUUAGAGAUGAAUCGGUUCGCCGGAAUGAGUCACGAAGAGGUUAUGAGCAAGCAUACUGGGUUUAAAGCCGCCCCCCGAAGUUGCUAUGCGUUUGCAGCAACAUGUACGCUGGAAGGAAUGUACGUGGCCAUACAAAAAAAAGAGCUAGUAGAAUUAUCACCAAAAGAACUUGUCGACUGUGGUAAUCUGGGUGGAUGUAGCGGGGGGAGAAUGACAGAUUCGUUUCAUUACGUUUCCAAGAACGGAGGGCUAACUACAAUGAAGAACUACCCUUACGUAGCUAAAGAGGAGCCUUGCAAACUCGAAAAAGAGAAGGAUAUUGCAGUAGAAUGUCAUGGAUUUGAGUAUGUGCCGUGGAAUGAAGAGAACUUACUAGAGAAUGCAGUUGCAAACCAGCCUGGAGUUAUGACCGCGGAUUGUGGUAAGAAACCGCAACAUGCAGUAGUAGCGGUUGGAUAUGAUACGGCUCCAGAUGGAACCAAGUACUGGAUAAUUAAGAACUCGUGGGGAGAAGGAUGGGGAGACAAGGGAUACAUAAAAAUGUUACGUCGAGUUGACUAUACGGAGGGGUACUGCGCCAUAGCAACAGAUAUGUCUUAUCCUACUUUUGACGACCCUGGUACACAAGAACGAAAAGAUGAGCCAGUUUUACACUCUGCUAAAGAACUCUAG
Messenger RNA from Lactuca virosa, 1239 nucleotides. The record is from the annotation of a GenBank genome assembly. NCBI's taxonomy places the organism in Eukaryota, Viridiplantae, Streptophyta, Magnoliopsida, Asterales, Asteraceae.